This is a messenger RNA of Anopheles maculipalpis, 526 nucleotides long. RefSeq lists its product as uncharacterized. NCBI's taxonomy places the organism in Eukaryota, Metazoa, Arthropoda, Insecta, Diptera, Culicidae. The record is from RefSeq and is a predicted model, not a curated record. The transcript has 2 exons. Bases 1 to 525 code for a protein of 174 amino acids.
AUGUACUGGAGUGUUUGGAUUACAGUUACCAUUUUGGGUAUCAUUUUGCUCCGACAAUUCGAAGCAUCCGUCCGCAUUACCAACUAUACGGACGAGUGGGAUCCAAAAUAUCUGGAUGUGGAUUUGCGUGUCCGUCGGCUAGAUCAAACAACUGCCAUCGAUUUCGAUUUGGAUCUGAAGCAAGAGCUUGAUAAGAAUGUUGAGUAUGACGUGCGGUUGUGUAAACGCGUCGCAGGAAAAUAUCACCAGAUGAUGUACACGGGCAAGCAGCAGCUGUGCGGGAAGGAGCUGAGACGAUCGCGCAAUCUGCUCGAUCGUUACAUUGCCUCGGAGCUGGUAAAGCAUUCGAACCUGACCACACGCUGUCCGAUAAAGACGGGCCACUAUGAGGUGCGGAACUUUGAAAUUGACGAUCGUCAUCUGAUGAUGAGUGUGGUACCGUCCGGUGAGUUUUUGAUUGAGGUCGGUGUUUAUCAUCGCGGAAAGGAAAUCAAAAUGAAUCGUUGGUUUGUAACGGCUACAUAAU